AUGUUGUCAUUUCUCUCUUUGACAAUUAUUUUCGUUUUGAUCGGAUUUUCAAAAGCACAAUCUGACACUUCAACAACCUCUGUCGCAUCAACAGAAUUAACUAGCUCUACAGAGGCCAACUCAACAGAGUCUUCUGUCUCGUCCUCAGAAUCGACAGAGGAAACAGGUUCAACUCAAUGUGUAAAAGAAUGUUGGGGUUAUGCGAGAUGUGUAUAUUGUGAUUGCUCAGAUGAAUGCGGAAUAAAUUACUAUUUUGAAGCCGAAUGUAUAAAGAAAAAUUGAGGAGCUUAUAAGAAAAGAAAAUUCUAAAUCGAAGAAUACUUAAUUU
Molecule: messenger RNA, 328 nt
Organism: Meloidogyne enterolobii
Lineage: Eukaryota; Metazoa; Nematoda; Chromadorea; Rhabditida; Meloidogynidae
Source: the annotation of a GenBank genome assembly